Alligator mississippiensis (American alligator) is the source of this 2982-nucleotide messenger RNA. RefSeq names its product FERM domain containing 8 (gene FRMD8). Gene Ontology annotation, cellular component: plasma membrane; cytoskeleton. The record is from RefSeq and is a predicted model, not a curated record. Bases 241 to 1620 code for a protein of 459 amino acids. The transcript is spliced from 11 exons. Gene Ontology annotation, biological process: negative regulation of canonical Wnt signaling pathway. NCBI's taxonomy places the organism in Eukaryota, Metazoa, Chordata, Crocodylia, Alligatoridae.
UCUUGGGGAUCCCCUCCCCAGGGAACCUCCAGACCCCACCCUUGGGGCUCCUGCUACCCCACCUUGCGGACUGCUCUCCCCCCAGGGGACCCCCAUCUCCCACUUAGUCCCCCACCUUGGGCCCCCCCACACCCAUUGGGGUUCCCCUGGAGUGGAGAGACCUUCCUGAGUCCUGCCACCCCCCACCUUGGGGACCCCCAGAUUCUCCUUCCAUUUUCUAGGGUUUCCCCUGACCCCAAGAUGGAGAACGAGGAGGGGGCGGCCGUGCCCCCCAGCCCGGCCCAGCGCUCCCAGCGCAGCAGCGUCUCCUCCACCGGCGCCCGAGUGCUGGACGUGGUGGUGUAUCUGGUGGACGACACGCCGGUGCCGCUGGCGGUGGAGAGCCUGCCCUCGGUCAGCGCCCACGAGCUGCACCGCGGCCUGCGCGACGCCCUGCAGCUGCCUGACGUCGCUGCUGACGCCUUUGCCCUCUGGCUCAUCUCCCCGCUGCUGGAGGUGCAGCUGAAGCCGCGGCACCAGCCCUACAAGCUUUGCCGGCAGUGGCCGGAGCUGCUCUUCCGCUUCACGGACUGCUCUGAGGAGGAGAUCGUGCAAGACGAGCCAGCCCUGCAGUUCCGCCGUAACGUGUUCUUCCCCAAGCACCGGGAGCUGCAGGUGGAGAGCCCAGAGGUGCUGCGGCUGCUGUAUGAGGAGGCCAAGCUGAACGUGCUGGAGGGGCGCUACCCCUGCGACCCCGAGGACGGCGAGCAGCUCGGUGCCCUGGCCUGCCGCCUCACCUUGGGGCCCUACAACCCCGACCGCCACACGCCCGGUGCCCUCAAAACGAGCCUGGGAGAGUUCCUGCCACCCCCCCGGGGCCACCGGGGCGGGGGGCUGCUGGGAGUGCUACGUAAGCGGGGCAGCACCCGGGCCCCAGCCCCCGAGCUGGGCCUGCUCAAGGCCUUCCGGGCCCUGCAGGACGAGGCCGCCAGCCCCGAGCCUGAGGCACAGAGCCGGCUCCACCGCGCCUACCUGCAGCACUGCCACCGCCUGCCCUACUACGGCUGUGCCUUCUUCCCCGGGGAGAUCGACCGACCAGCCCAGGGCUUCCUGCACCGCGGGGGGCGCAAGCCCGUGUCCGUCGCCAUCAGCCUGGAGGGUGUCUACAUCAUAGACAGCAAGGAGAAGCACGUGCUGCUGGGGCUGCGCUUCCAGGAGCUGUCGUGGGACCACACGUUCCCCGAGGAGGCGGCGGGCAGCGACGGUGACCACGUGCUGUGGCUCGAGUUCGAUGGCCAGGGCGAGGACGGCUCCCCUGUCAACAAGCUACUUAAGAUCUACUCUAAGCAGGCAGAGCUGAUGAGUGGCCUGAUCGAGUACUGCAUUGAGCUGAGUGCGGGGGUGGAGGUGGCACCCCCGGAGCCUCCCCCUGGAGCAGUCCCCAGCGACCGCCCGCGCCCCCGCCUGCAGCGCCAGGACAGCGUGGUGUGCAGCCGGCUCCAGCAGCUGGCCACCAUCGACUACGUGGAGGAUGGCCAGGAGAUCCGACGGGUGAAGCCGCGGCGGACAACAUCCUUCUUCACGCGGCAGCUUUCACAUGGCCUCACCACCUAUGCGCCUGUGCGGCCUGCGGAGGCUUGAGCCUGGAGCCAUGGAGCCGCCCUAGGACCCCUGGUUUGCUGCCCCCCAGCACCCAUGCCUCUAAGUUAUUCUGCAUUAAUUUAUAACCCCAUCUGCUACCUCUGGCCUUUCUCAGACCCUCUUCUUUAGCUGGGGCUAGACCCCGCAUCUCUCCUGGACCAUGGCACAGAGGGGGCAUCCAGCACUGCCUCCUGCCCUACCUCUCAGAGAGACCCCAGGCAUCCGGGAUCCCAGCCCCUCUGCUUCCACUCCCCAGCUCCCACUCCCAUCGUACAGCUAGAAAGAACCCAGGUAUCCGGGCUCUGAGCCCCCGUGAUCUCAACCCCUAGCUCCCAGCCCCCCUACUUCCACUCCCCAGCCCACACUCCCUUCCCACAGCUGGACAAAAUCCAGGUAUUCAGGCUCCCAGCCCCCGAUCUCUCACCCCCACCCCCCAGACGCCAGUCCCAUCCCAGAGUUGGAGAGACCCCAGGUGUCCAGGCUUCCAGCCCGUCCUGCUCUCACCUCACUCACUGAUCCUUUUGGUCCUGAGUGAUCAUGAACACUUCCCUGCACUGCCCCCCCCUUUUGGUCCUGAGUGAUCAUGAACACUUCCCUGCACUGGCCCCCCCCUCCCCCGCUGCUGGCAGUGUUUUGCCAAAUCUGGGCAUUGUCCGGUGGGUGUCUCGACUCCUAGUGCAGACCCCAGGGUCCCCAGGUGUCCUGGGUUGCAGACCCUGGACCUCCUCAUGCCAGGGCCAAGUCCAGAGUCCCUGUGUUCUGCCCCUUCGUGGGAAGCUCUGUGCCACUUCCCCUCACUGGGGAGAGAGGUCAGGUUCCCCCUCUUGGGAGCACUGCCCUGCACCAGGCUCCAGCACCUCUUGGGGCCGGAGCGGCCAAAGCCAGUCAGAUGCCAAAGCCCAUGCAGCCAGGGCUGUGGGCAGCCUCUCGCAUGUAACGCCUUCCCACACCCCGUCACAUCCCCAGAUGCCUCCCUGCGGGUAGCUGGGGGCACAAUUCUUCAAGGGAGAAUUCAGUCUUCAGAGAACCUCAUUUCUCCUCGCCAAAGGAAGAGGCCGAGGAGCAGUUGUGCUGUGCCAGCUGGACUCUGCACGCCAUGCACACACGUGCUGGGCUGCAAACAGACUUCCGGGCGUGACCGGGGGCUGGGUUUUGUGGUGGGCUUUUUUUCCCCCCCACGCUUUUUAUAAUUGUCCUGAACUAGAAACACUGGCAAUGCUGCUCCAGCUCACUACUGGGCAUCACAUCCCUGGCCUCAUACUAAUAGCCGGGGUCACCAGCCCCAGAGCUGCACAGAUACUAACGCCCCCCCUUCCUUUUUGUACGGUGUGGACGGCACACCAAUAAAGCCCGUGUCUCUGA